Messenger RNA from Labrus bergylta (ballan wrasse), 4862 nucleotides. RefSeq names its product low density lipoprotein receptor a (gene ldlra). Gene Ontology annotation, cellular component: plasma membrane. The record is from RefSeq and is a predicted model, not a curated record. Gene Ontology annotation, molecular function: calcium ion binding; protein binding. Lineage: Eukaryota; Metazoa; Chordata; Actinopteri; Labriformes; Labridae.
UCCCUCCUCAGGUCCUUCAGCACGACCAUCUCUAACGCAGCAGAGCAAUCGGAGGCAUAAACUAGAGACCUUCUGACUUCACUGUUUCAGAGCCAAACAGCAGCAGCAACAUCUCUGACUUUAAUAUUAUCAUUAUUACUACUUUAAGAUCAGUGUAGCUACAUGCAGCUUCCAGUUCGGCUGGACAACAUGGGCCGACCGCGCAUCGCCUCCUUGUUGCUCCUCUUCUGCUCCCUCAUUCAGACAUAUGCGUUGACUACGUGUGGAACCAGGCAGUUCCAGUGUGGAAACGGGAAAUGCAUCACCAUCAGAUGGGUGUGUGACGGUACAGACGACUGUGGCGACGGAACAGAUGAACUUCCUGGUACCUGCUCUGCCAGAACAUGUAGGACGACAGAGUUUAGCUGUGCAGAUCGACUUAACCAGUGUGUACCGAGCUCCUGGCGCUGCGAUGGAAAAGCAGACUGUGAGAACGGAGCUGAUGAAGAGAGAUGUGCGCCAAAGCAGUGCACGAACACGGAGUUCCGCUGCAGAAACGGCCAAUGCGUGUCUGCAUCGUUCGUGUGCGACGACGAGGCGGACUGUGACGACGGCAGCGACGAAGCCUCCUGCCCGGCCGUCACCUGCAGCGCCGCCUCCUUCCGGUGCAACAACACCGUUUGCGUACCGAACCUCUGGGCCUGCGACGGCGAUGCUGACUGCCCCGACGGCUCCGACGAGUGGCCAAGUAACUGCGGCGCGAAGAAACCCGACGCCGGUCCCGUUCAUCGGUGCUCCUCGUUGGAGUUUCGCUGUGGAAGUGGGGAAUGCAUCCACAGUAGCUGGAAGUGUGACGGCGGUGCAGACUGUCACGAUCGAUCGGAUGAAGCAAACUGUGCCCGUCCCACCUGCCAUCCUGAUGAGUUCCAAUGCGGCGAUGGCACCUGUAUCCACGGUAGCCGCCAGUGCAACCAUCAAUACGACUGCAGGGACAUGAGUGAUGAAAGCGGCUGUGUCAACGCAACCCACUGUGAAGGCCCCUCAAGGUUUAAGUGCCGCAGUGGAGAAUGCAUUAGCAUGGAGAAGGUGUGUGACCGGCAGCGUGAUUGCAGGGAUUGGUCGGAUGAGCCUCUUAGGGAAUGUGGCUCCAACGAGUGCCUGUACAACAAUGGCGGCUGCUCUCAUAUUUGCAAUGAUCUUAAGAUCGGCUACGAGUGCCUGUGUCCUGCUGGAUUCCUUUUAGUGGACACCAAACGUUGUGAAGAUAUCGAUGAAUGUGCCGAACCUGACACCUGCAGCCAGAUCUGCAUUAACCUGAUAGGCAGUUAUAAAUGUCAGUGUGAGGAGGGAUACCAGGUCGACCCAGCCACCAAAGCCUGCAAGGCCAUCGGUACGAUAGCCUACCUCUUUUUCACCAACCGUCAUGAAGUCAGAAAGAUGACUCUGGACAAGAGCGAGUACACCCGAGUCAUCCCCCGUCUCAAGAGCGUCGUGGCCGUUGACAUGAACAUGGCCGCCAAAGAGAUCUACUGGUCAGACAUCUCCAACAAAAAGAUCUACAGAGCUCCGAUGGACUCGGCUGAAGACUCGACCACUCACAGCGCCGUCAUAAACAGCGGCAUCGAUGCUCCUGAAGGAAUUGCCUUCGACUGGAUCCACGGGAACCUCUACUGGACUGACAGCAUCCGCAGCACCAUCUCCGUGGUAACCGCUGACGGUAGCCGCCGGAAAACCCUCUUCAGGCAAAACUUAUCGAAACCUCGCGCCAUUGUGGUUGAUCCCCAAAACAACUUCAUUUACUGGACGGACUGGGGGAAUUCCGCAAAGAUUGAGAAGGCAGGUCUGAACGGAGGAGACCGCACCGCUCUGGUUACCGACAACAUCGAGUGGCCCAAUGGGAUCACGCUUGACCUGCUGAACCAGCGGCUCUACUGGGUGGACUCCAAGCUGCACACCCUCUCCAGUAUCGACGUGCAGGGCGGUGGUCGACGCACCCUCAUCAUCGACGAACACAACCUGGCUCACCCACUGGGUCUCACUGUGUUUGAGGAGAGAGUGUUCUGGACAGACGUCAGUAACAACGCCAUCCUCAGUGCCAACAGGCUGACAGGUGACGACAUCAGACCAGUGGCGGAGCACCUGUCGUCACCAGAAGACAUUAUUCUCUACCAUAACCUCAAACAGCCUGCUGGUAGGAACUGGUGCCAGGUAUCCCACUGUGAGUUCAUGUGUCUGGCAGCUCCACAAGUUGGCAGACAUCCCCCGAAAUACACCUGCGUCUGUCCAGAUAACAUGAUGCUAGCCAGGGAUAUGAGGACAUGUGUGCCUGCUGUUCCUACACCUGAAGCCCCCGCACAGCCUCAAGUUCCAGAUACCGACCCGCCUCCUCAGCCGACAGCACCACGUAGCACCACACCCAAACCGCAGGCCCGCACCACACCUAAGCUGCAGGUCCCCACCACCACGGCGCCCGUCGAGACCACCAGAACUCCAGCCAGGCCUGCCCCACGCACCACCAGACCCCCUCUCAGGACCACCACACCUGAACCAAGGACGACGACACCCGAGCCAGUGAAGAUUCUGCAGACCACCACGGAGUCUCCAGUCACGUCUCCAGAUUCAAGACCUGAUUUUGCGGCAGUUGUACCCAACCCGGCCUCCACCACCCCGCUGGCUCUCUAUAUCAUCUUACCUCUCGUGAUUGUUUGCAUUGUUGCUGUUGGAGGAGUGCUGCUGUGGAGGAACUACAGACUCAAGAACACCAACACCAUUCACUUUGACAACCCGGUCUAUCAGAAAACCACCGAGGACCAGGUGCACAUUUGGAGGAGCCACAGCCCUGACGGUUACUCCUACCCAAAGAGACAAGUUGUGAGCUUGACUGAGGAGGCAGACAACCCGGCCUUCACGGAAAACUGAAAAAAGAAAUGAGCAGCGUGGAAAGAAGAGCCUUGGUGAUAAGCUACCUGAGAGGUCCUCUUGCAUUGUUACCUCACACUGCACAAAGAAAAGAAAGAAAAGGGAGCUAAAGCCAGGAUGAGACAAUGCCGAGAAAAACAAACCUCUAUAUCCUCACAGAAACACAAGCGCUCUCCAGCGGAGAAACCAGGGUCAAGCUCCUCUGUUAAUUUCAGGUUGAACAUUGUUUCUUCCAUCAAGUUCAAAAACAACUCCUCAGCAAGUCAUACCAAAUCAAACAGACAAUCCAGCAUUGUUGUUCCUUCUUAUAACUGUGAUCCUGAUGGUGUAGCUGGAGAACUGUGUCAUGUUGAAGACACUGUGUGUCGUCUGAUCAACUGAGAUCAUUUAUCAACUGUGAAUUUUCUUGAACUCUUGAGAGGUACGAUUCACAACUCAUUUUUGUAAAUACCACUUUUAGUUAUUUUUGUAGGUUCAUGGAACAGUACAAACAGAUUUUUCUUUUGUGGUCAUGCAGAUACGAGUAUGCUAGAGAGGAGCCAAACAGAGACAGUAGUUUAAGUUAUCUCCAGUUUUACAGAAGAUGCUUAGUGGAUUUUGUUAUCUUUGGACAAAGCUAUUCUGUGUUUACCCUUUUUCCAUCCUUUUGCUAAAUUAAGCUAUGCUAAUAUAUCCAGCGCUAGCAUAUUACUUGCUGCAUUCAUGAGCUCCUCGGAUGGUCCCGGUGUCUGAGUUGGGAAGUCGUUCCUCCGACUUUUGUGUCUUUACAUGCUUUCAAUUUGGAAAGUUGGAAUGAUGUAACAAAAAAAUAUAUAUAUUUUUAAUCAGGGUUGAAUGCUAAUAAUUACAAACAUAUUGCUUAAAUAUACUAGUCGGAGUCUUUCUAUGUUGACAUGGUCAUACCAUAAAGUUAAGUGCAAUAUGUGAAUUUAUUUAAAGUUUUCCAAAUCAUCUUUUGUCCGCCAUUUUGUAAACGAAGUCAAGUCUGGCACAAAUCUUUCCUGAGUUUCUGAGUUGUUGUUCCGACAUGGGCAGACGUUCAGGAGCAUUUUCCAACUCUGAAACUCGUUCUUCCGAUGUGUCCGACGCCACAUGAAUGCAGCGUUAUCCCACAAAUGUGAGCGUGAUGUCAAUCUAUUCAUACAACUCUCAGCCAAGAAAGUGAACAAGAAUUUUCAGAAAUUAAACUAUUUUUCUGAGAGCCUCAAGGAAAAGUAAAGUUUAGUGUACAGUAAGUCAUAUGAGUCAACCUGUGUGACCUCAAUUAGACUGUUCAGAGUUUUAGACCAGUUAUUGCCUCAGUAGUGGAGAGAAAAUAUCCAAUAGGACCUGAAGACGCUGCUGUAGUUUACAUUAAAAACCACACGUGACACUGUGUUUCAGCCUUGAUUUAACCUGUGAUAGCCCUCAACAUAUGGUCACAACACGCCACCAGCAGCGGCCUGCUGAUUUGUGAUGUGCUGUCUGUGCACCGGAGAGCCAUCUUUAAAUUUUCCCUCUCAAUGCCUCUCUUGGGAGGGCGGGCCAGCACAUUCCUGAGAGACUGAAAAGCUUUGAUGCGGCCACGUGUGACCAAUUGGGUCAAUGCUAAAGCUUCUGCACCGCGGCACGUGUUCAUUUACAUCCUCCUCAAGACCAGAACUUGAACUUGACUUACACUAGCAUUCCUGACAAAACAAAGCCAUGUGCCCCAUCAUGGUGGUUCAAAAACACAUAUUGGUGUUUUUUUUAAAGAAAUUUGUGCCUUUGAAUGAUGUAGUUUGUUCAAUAAUUCAUGUUGGUGCUAUUGAGAUCAGUGGAUUUUUAAUUAAUGAGAAAACUUCUGAAUCUGUAUGUGAAGUCAUUUGAUAUUCACAGACUAACAGUGCAGGUUGAUCGUGUAAAUAUUAUGUUCAUAAAUGUAAAUAUUUUGUUCUUUGUUGUUUUUGGGUAAUACUAUCACUGUUCUAGACUUUGUUGUAAAC